AUGUCGCUUCAAACAACCCUAAUACAGUCCAUCAAGGAGGUUAAUCCCUGUAUUGUUCUGUUUGCAUCUGUCGUUCAGGUCGCUUUUGCUGCCUUGUGGUACAAACUUAUUGUGAAAACAAUAGUGGACUAUCACCUUGCUGCCGAUAAGGGCGUCCGUCGAGUGGAGCAUAUUCUGCAGAGAUACCCUCCCUACGUUCACUGGAUUGUUACUCUACUUUCGGCGUGCUUCCGCAUCGUCUUCAUCGCCACAAUUGUUGGCAUAUGCAAGGGAAAUUCGCUACAUGACUACCAGAAUGCGGCGUUGCUUGUUGCAGGGAUCUCGUGCGUGAGCCAACACUUAUCUAUUCAACACCAGCGCCCCUUGCCACUGCUUGCGGCUGAUGUGGGAUAUGAGGUUAUCGCAGCUCUUUUGGCUUCCCUUACAUACUAUGCCAUUAUGACAGUUAACGUAUUUUAG
Molecule: messenger RNA, 459 nt
Organism: Trypanosoma brucei brucei TREU927
Lineage: Eukaryota; Euglenozoa; Kinetoplastea; Trypanosomatida; Trypanosomatidae
Exons: 1
Coding region: 1-459 (152 amino acids)
Source: RefSeq, a predicted model, not a curated record